This is a messenger RNA of Xiphophorus hellerii (green swordtail), 6155 nucleotides long. RefSeq names its product solute carrier family 9 member 7 (gene slc9a7). Gene Ontology annotation, molecular function: potassium:proton antiporter activity; sodium:proton antiporter activity. Lineage: Eukaryota; Metazoa; Chordata; Actinopteri; Cyprinodontiformes; Poeciliidae. Gene Ontology annotation, cellular component: plasma membrane; recycling endosome. The record is from RefSeq and is a predicted model, not a curated record. Gene Ontology annotation, biological process: sodium ion import across plasma membrane; regulation of intracellular pH; proton transmembrane transport. The transcript is spliced from 17 exons. Bases 636 to 2795 code for a protein of 719 amino acids.
AUAAAUAAACCUUAUAUUCUUAAUACUGAAAUAUUCUCUGCAGGGGCCGGUGUCUCUCGAUACUCCACAUGCACCAUCAGGUGCAGAAGGAGGAGCUUUGCCCGGGGCAGCAUUCAUGCAAGAACCGCCACUGUUGGUUUUCAAGUCCAUUUCUCCUCCCAAUGCGUUUCGAUCUGCUGCCAUCAUAACUACUACAGACUAAUGCAGCGCAUUUGAAAGCCACUCCCCCUUUUUCUCCCAACAUCUCCCUCUCCAGACCAGAUCAUCCCAAACGGGAUAUCGGAUUCCUACUUCUCGUUUUUGGCCAGCGGCGGCUCAGAUUUCCUGAUUUCGAGAGGAGUGACCUCCGAAUUGCACAAUCAUCAAAAUCUCGGAGCAGUGACUCAGUAGCUUGCAGUUCGGUUCGGGUGUGCAGGUGGGCUCCUCCUCCACAGUGAGAGCGGAGCUUUUCGUUGCAUUGCGCUGUGUGCCUUUAAAAGGUUGAAUUUUUCGGUCUGUGUCUCCACUCGGCUUGUCAUACCCACUCGGCUCAGCUGUGUGUGCGCGCGCGCGCGCGCUGUUCUUCCUGCUGUGACAUGGCACAGAGGCUGCGUGUACCGUCAGCAGCAGCAGCAGCAGCAGCAGCAUCCUAAACCAUGGACGCUCUCGGGAACGCAGCCAGCGCGGCUCGGGGAACCAGGGCGACGCUGCUGCUGGCCUGGACCUUACUGAACGCGGUGUCGGGACUGAAGGCGGAGGACGGCGGAAUGGUGGAGGAACUUGUAACUGAGAAGGAGGCAGAGGAAAGUCACCGACAGGACAGCGUCAAUUUGCUGACAUUCAUUUCGCUGCUGACUCUCACCAUUCUCACUAUAUGGCUCUUCAAGCACAGGCGGGUUCGCUUUCUUCACGAGACCGGGCUGGCAAUGAUUUACGGCUUGCUGGUCGGUGUGAUCCUGCGUUACGGCAUUCCAGCCACCAGCUACCACAACAAGACCCCCCCGAGCUGCUCGCUGAAGGAAGGGCCUUCCAGCACCCUGCUGCUCAAUGUCAGCGGCAAGUUCUUUGAGUACACGCUGAAAGGGGAGAUCAACUUAAGGGAGAUCCACAAUGUGGAGCAGAACGAUAUGCUGCGCAAGGUGACCUUUGACCCUGAGGUUUUCUUCAACAUUUUGCUCCCUCCGAUUAUUUUCCAUGCUGGGUACAGUCUGAAGAAGAGACACUUCUUCAGAAAUCUUGGCUCCAUCAUCACCUACGCCUUUCUUGGCACUGCAAUUUCAUGCUUUGUUAUUGGGAAUCUGAUGUACGGCGUGGUGAAGCUGAUGAGGGCGGUCGGACAGCUGACUGAUAAGUUCUACUACACUGACUGCCUUUUCUUUGGGGCCAUCAUCUCCGCCACAGACCCAGUGACUGUGUUGGCGAUUUUCAACGAGCUCCAUGCAGACGGGGAUCUGUACGCUCUGCUGUUCGGAGAGAGCGUUAUGAAUGAUGCUGUGGCCAUUGUCUUGUCCUCCUCCAUCGUGGCCUACCAGCCUGCUGGUGCAAACACACACAUGUUUGACGCCUCUGCCUUUUUCAAAUCUGUGGGAAUAUUCCUGGGGAUUUUCAGCGGCUCCUUUGUGAUGGGCGCAGCCACAGGCGUCGUCACGGCUCUCGUCACCAAGUUCACCAAGCUGCACUGCUUCCCUCUGCUGGAGACGGCGCUCUUCUUCCUCAUGUCCUGGAGCACCUUCCUGCUGGCCGAGGCCUGCGGCUUCACCGGUGUUGUGGCCGUGCUGUUCUGUGGCAUCACCCAGGCUCACUACACAUGCAACAACCUCUCUGAGGAGUCUACAAAACGCACCAAGCAGCUCUUUGAAGUUCUUCACUUCCUGGCUGAGAAUUUCAUCUUCUCGUACAUGGGUUUGGCUCUGUUCACCUUCCAGAAACACAUUUUCAGUCCCAUCUUUAUCAUAGGAGCUUUUAUAGCCAUAUUUAUCGGCAGAGCUCUCAACAUUUACCCGCUGUCCUUCCUCCUCAACCUCGGUCGAAGGGACAAGAUCAGGGGAAACUUCCAGCACAUGAUGAUGUUUGCAGGUUUACGCGGUGCAAUGGCAUUUGCCUUGGCAAUCCGGGACACUGCCACCUCCGCCCGGCAGAUGAUGUUCACCACCACUCUGCUUAUCGUCUUCUUCACCGUCUGGGUGUUCGGUGGGGGAACCACACCCAUGCUCUCCUGGCUGCAUAUCAGAUAUAGAUAUGGGAACGGCAAAAGAUUUCAGGACGAGGGCCGCCUCCACGGAAAGUGGGAAUACUCCAGGGUUGGUGUGGAUCCAGAUCAAGACCUGCAGCCCUCUGGCGACAGCUUCCAAGUCCUCCAGGGGGAUGGGAACCAGGAUGAGGGCCAGAGUAAAACCAAACAGGAGAGUGCCUGGCUCUUCAGACUCUGGUAUACAUUUGAUCACAAUUACCUUAAGCCCAUUUUGACACACAGCGGUCCACCUCUGACCUCCACUCUGCCCAGUUACUGUGGCCCGCUGGCAAGCUGCCUUACCAGUCCACGGGCAUAUGAAAACCACGACCAGCUAAGGGAUCCCGACACGGACUUGAUCCACAACGACGCCGACCUGACCUUCACAUUUGGCGACACCGCCAUCAACGCCAAUGGGGCGUCCGCCAGCAGGGCGGAUGCCGCCGGGGGGUUGGGCUGGAGCGCAAACGGAAAGAGGAGCGGCAGCACGUCAGAGGAGGCCCUGGAGCGGGAGCUGGACUCCCGCGAGCAGGAGCUGCUGAGCCGAGGCACACGCCUGGUUUUCCCCAUGGAGGAUCACAUCUGACCUCCCCGCCUCGUCCGUACCAGCCGCUCUCCCCGGCCUGACCCUCACCCGCACCAUUUUGCCAUCAGUUCUCUCCACUUUCACAUGGGCAGAGUGCCCGGCGCUUCAGAGAUGAGACGGAUCUGAGAUAUGGGAUCUGACAGGAGGGGAAGGGUUCAUCGUGACCUGUGGCUCCUUCAAAGCCAGGGGAGCAGAGCUCCGGGAGCAUUUCAUCCUCAUUAGAUAAGAAGUUUAUUCCAAAGAAGACACAGUACCCCUGUGGUGUUGAGGAGAAAAGAAGAAGAAAAAAAAUCUUGCUGCUGCUUCACAGACUGUGUUCUCUGCAGAAGAGGAUUAAAAACUUUUUUUUGGACAGGAAAUGGAAGUGACGUAUGCCCAUGCAAGACUAUCUGCAUGUUCAACACUUUGUGGUUGUGCUGGAGGAGAAAAUGGGUCUCAUGGUGGGACGUGACCAGUGUGUCUUGACAUAAAAAGACUUUGACUAAAGAGUUCUUUGGUAAAAGUCUACCUGAAGACAUUUACUGCUAAAACCACAGUUUCUGGUUAUCUACUGCUGAGAACGUAAAGGGACGUUGAAGGUGUUUCCUUCUCGGUCGUGAUUUAACACAAGCAUCUAAAUGCCUAUAGAGCCGGGCUUUUGUUUCUCAUUGGCUGAACUGUUCAUUGAAGGCCUGUCACAUUUACAGAUGGUAUGUGAGCAUCGUGUCAUUCAGUUGACCUGGAUCAUCUUCUGUGUUAAAUUGUAUCUCAUGACACAACUUAGGAAUCCUGACAUGUUUAAAUUCCAUUAAGGAAUAAAAAAAAAAAAAAGGGCAUGAGGAUCUGCGCUCUAACAUGAUUAAAGACCAGCUUACACAGUGAAGUAAAGAGCUGGUCGCUGUAGCGUUCCAUCUCAGCAUCGUCUUUUGAAUGUCUGAAGCACUUGUUACAGCUGCAAAACGUGUGACAAAGUGCGCAAAUCUUUACAAGGCGGAUAUUAGAAUUUUAUUAGAAAGUGUUGGAAAUUUUGUAUUUUAUAACAAGUGAAAUUAAUUAUUUCAGUUUGCUAACUUCACAGCUUUUUAGUUGGAUAUCAUUUCCGCUGCUGCAGUACUAAUAUUACUAUAAAUACUUUUUUGUUUAAUUUAAAAAAAAAAAGUUUUUAAGUUUAACGGCUCACUACAAGGCCAAACAUUAGCUGUGAAAAAUACCAUCAAAAUUAAGUAGUGCCCAACAGAGGUUUGGCUCAGGUUGUCCUUAAAACAUCGACACUUCAGAUUAAUCAGAAUUAUACUUUUUGUUUUUCUUUUUUUUACUUCUUUUUUAUUGAUGUGGCUUAUUUUAGCUCAGUUAGCCUAGAUAGCAUCUUUAAGGCUUCAUAAUUAGCAUGUAGGUAGUUUGUUACAGCUGAAAAAAAAUAAAGUAUGAAGCAGGGAUGGCUUCUAGAGACGUACCUGUACAGAUUUCACACAGAGUAAAAAUGUAUUUUGAAGAGGAAGGAAAUUUUUCUGCACGUUUACCCUCGCAUGCCAGCUUAUUUAACAUGAAGAUCCAUAAUAAAAAAACAGAACACAUUUCUAUCUAUAUAAACACAAAUAUUUUUAAGUAAAAAAAACAUUUAGAAAUCAUAGUUUUAACUUUUUAUUAUUAUUAUUAUUAGCUUUAGAGAUGGGCUGUAGGUUUCAUCUUGAGAAUUUUUGAACUCUUAUUUUAACCUCUGGAGGAUUAUGCAUCAGCCAAAAUGAUUGUUCAAAGUAAACAUUAGUAACAUUCCCUCUCUAGUAAAUAAUUCCCAAUCACUUCACACUUAGAUUGGAUUAUUGCUAGGACAGGACAAAACACAGUUAGCGGUCUCCCUUCCCCCCCUUUAGACUAAGCUAACCAUGUUAGCUUGAGAAGCUGUACACUCACUUGGUCUGCGGUGUUGAAAGUGUAAAAUAAAUCUUGUGUAUCAAUUGCAAAUUGACGACAGUACAUAGUCAGUCAAUUUCUAAUUUCAUAAUUAAUUUUAUAAUCUAUACUAACCAAUAGAGUUCUCCAAGAAUAUUAAUUUAUUUUAUUAUUAUUUUUUUAGGCUGACUUAUUAAAGAUGUCCACUGAAAUUAAAUGGAACCAAAAAAAUGUUUUCGAUGGUCAUCAAGACGAGCUCAGCUCAAUGCAAUCGAAUUUUGAUGCAUUGAAAUUUGGCACAACAGUGGCCGACCCGUUCCGCCGCUCUUACAUCAUUGGUCCAAUUUCAGUGAGAUAAAGGACGCUAACACGCUAACAGCAUAUAAAUACUCAUUUUGGAACUCAGAAAUGUCAUCUCAAAGCUCCUUAGCAUAUUAGUGUAGCAUUAGUUGAGGUUUCUGCUGGUUUACUAAAAAAAACAACACGAGCAGUGAUUUGUGUUAAAGCACUCUUGGCACUUUAUAGCCCGUGGAGGAGCCAGAGGACUGACGUUUGUUUUCACUUUUACACAUAUGACAACUGAACUGCUUCCCUUUUUUUGUUGUUGUUGUUGUAUUCACCACACAGCCCCGUUUAGCCCUUUAAAUCCACCUUCCCACCAACGCCGAGUAGUUGCUGCCUUUAUGCAUGAGUAGACGGGGGGCAGGUGUGAAAGGCAUGACUGUUGGGAGUUGAAUACGAGGCCUUUGACGCCGGGGGACGGUCUCGAAGCCAGUUUUACGGCUCGCAAGAGACGUCCGGGAGGAAAUGAAUCCGGUAGAGUAAGCUGUUGCCAGGCUGUGCACAGAGCAGGACAUUUAAACCGAGCUGCUGCAAGGAGAAGUGCUGUGAAGCAGAGUAAUCUCAGCCCUUCACAGUCUGGUGAUUAUGUGCGACCGUGAAAACCCGCAUGUACAAUUUUAAACAAUCACCUGCUCGCCCUUACUAAACACCGCUAGCGCUCACGCCGUCUCUGGAGAAAGGUGGGACGAGAACCUCGCAAAUGAACCUUUGUGCAGAAAAUGAAACCAGACAACGGAGAUGCUUUCGCUUUGUGUUGAAAAUGUCCCUUUCGGUCUCUCCUUUAUUCGAAAGACAAUUCACAGAACAGGAACUUGCAUGGAUUGAGACAUGAUGUAGUGUUGUCCCCCCCCCCCCAAAAGACAAGAGGGAGUACUUCACAGACCAGCAAACCCCAGAGAGUCACGCAGCACGGCAAGCGGAGGACGCCUGUUGGACUCUUCGCUAAUCUUUCAUGUGCACUUCCCGCCCUCCACACUGCUGUGCUGUCAGUUGUCCUGUCGGCUAUAUUUAAACCCUCUCUGCACCUGAGAAAUACGAGAUGUAGCCAAAGUGUCAAUAUGUGCACCUGUCGUUUCCAGCGGCGGCUGGCUGACGGGUUCUGUGUGCCAUGGUCUGCAUGUCAACAUGUUAAUAAAAACCUUGAAGCUC